This is a messenger RNA of Xyrauchen texanus (razorback sucker), 1748 nucleotides long. Its product is annotated as spondin-2-like. NCBI's taxonomy places the organism in Eukaryota, Metazoa, Chordata, Actinopteri, Cypriniformes, Catostomidae. The transcript has 6 exons. Gene Ontology annotation, cellular component: extracellular matrix. Gene Ontology annotation, biological process: cell adhesion. The record is from RefSeq and is a predicted model, not a curated record. Bases 322 to 1326 code for a protein of 334 amino acids.
AGUGCUGCUGUCUCUAUGGAAUUCUGUUUGAGAUUUAAAAAAAAGUGCAUCCUGAUUCAAACUAUGACUUGUUUGCUGACACAUAUGGGGAAAUCCCACAUGGUGUUGUAAUGUGGAGUGUGAAGAGCUCGGCUCUACAGAACAUCUGGGAGGGUUCAGGAGGUUACUGAGAUUGUUAGACUGUAGGGAUCGGUGGCAACACAUAAAUAGCUGGAAGACGCUCAGUAAUCUUGCAGUCUUUCUCUGAAUGUCCCGGAACAGGUGACCUCCACUCAACUCUUCUGCAGAAAACUUGAUCUGGCUCUGCAAACCCAAACCAGCAUGGAAAAGAUUCAAUCGCUCGGCGUUAACUGCUGGCUGCGGUGGCUCACACUGACACUGGGCCUGCUGAGUGGAGUCCUGGCCAUGCCGGUGGAUGUGGACCGCGUGUGUAUGGCGCCGUCUACAGCCAAGUACAGACUGACAUUUAUCGGCAAGUGGAGUCAGACUGCCUUCCCCAAGCAUUACCCCUUGUACAGGCCUCCUGCUCAGUGGUCCCCCAUUAUUGGAGUAACUCACAGCACAGACUAUCACAUCUGGGAAAGGAGCGAGUACGCCAGUAACGGGGUGAGAGAGUUCUCUGAGAGAGGAGAGGCUUGGACUCUGAUAAAGGAGGUGGAGGCGGCUGGGGAACGCAUCCAGAGUGUCUAUGGCCUCUUCGCAACACCACCUGUGGUUGGAGGAACCGGCCAAGCAACCACAGAAUUUGAGGUCUAUGCACGGCACUCCUUACUGUCCUUCAUUGUUCGCAUUGUGCCAAGUCCAGACUGGUUUGUUGGAGUAGACAGUCUGAACUUGUGUGAAGGAGAUCACUGGAAGGAGGACAUCAGCUUGGAUCUCUAUCCCUAUGAUGCGGGCACAGACAGUGGUUUCACCUUUUCCUCACCUAAUUUUGAGACCAUUCCUCAAGACAAGGUCACCCAGAUAACCUCAUCGUUCCCAAGCCACCCUGCAAAUUCCUUCUACUAUCCCAGACUGAAGCAUCUCCCCCCAAUUGCCAAGGUUAUCCUAACUAAGAUCAAGAACAACCAGAUCUUCAACUUACCGAUUCAACCAACACAGUCCAAUCAGAUUCCAACUGGGAAUGAAAUAGAUGAGUCUAUCAUAAAUACCCCUCUGGACUGUGAGGUGUCUGCCUGGUCACCUUGGGGCCUUUGUAAGGGUCAGUGUGGUGACAAGGGGGUUAAACACAGAACUCGAUAUAUUCAUAUGCAUCCGGCAAACAAUGGGGCUGCUUGCCCUUCCCUAGAGGAAAAAAAGCUCUGUAUCCCUGAUAACUGUGUGUGAAUAUAAAGGACAUUCAAAAUCUCCUCAUCAAAAUCCACCUAGCAGAAUCCACUGGAUAACAGACACAAAAUGAGACUUUUUAUCUGGAAAAACUGGCAUCUGUGAGGUCAUGUUGUAGUAUCGGUGAGUUAAAGCUGCAGUGUGUCAUUUUUUUGUGUCACCAAAUGAAAUGGCAUUUCCUGAACACUCCUCUCACCUUCCACUGGUUGGUCAAACAGAUAUUCCAACCUCAAACUCACGCCAUUGGUUGAGCCAAUGUUUAAGGAGUCUGGUGCUCUCUGGUGGAAAAACACACCAGUGACAUUAUCAAGCUAAAUAGUUGUUCUUGUGCAACUUUAUUGUUUCAGUGGAUGAUAUCUGUACAUUAAAUGCAUAUAUUAUGUAUAUAAAAGUUGUAAAUACAAAUAAAUAAACUUUUUUAA